This is a messenger RNA of Mycena indigotica, 2694 nucleotides long. RefSeq names its product PAT1 domain-containing protein. Gene Ontology annotation, biological process: deadenylation-dependent decapping of nuclear-transcribed mRNA; P-body assembly. Gene Ontology annotation, molecular function: RNA binding. The record is from RefSeq and is a predicted model, not a curated record. The coding region runs from base 1 to 2694 and encodes 897 amino acids. The transcript is spliced from 8 exons. Gene Ontology annotation, cellular component: P-body. Lineage: Eukaryota; Fungi; Basidiomycota; Agaricomycetes; Agaricales; Mycenaceae.
AUGUCUUUCUUCGGACUACCUGACCGCAACUUAGAGGAAGAAAGGGAAAGGAUAAGAAAUGGUGGCCUUCAUGAAAACGAAGAUGUAGCUGUUUAUACGUGGGGAGAAGAGAGCUACGAUGGCCUCGGUGACGCGCUGCAAGAAGGUGGUGACGAUUUCAACGACGAGACUUUCGGUGGGACCGGUGCAGUCGGGAAAGAUUUCGAUUUUUCUGGGCAAACGAGACUAUUGGAAACACAACAGAGUCGGGCUACUCAACAAUCGAAGCGGCCAGCUCUGGACUCAACUCCCUCUCUCGAAUCGAUAUGGGAUGACAGGUCGCCCUUCUCUGUUCUACCCCGCGAAAAUGGUGCUAGCCGCCAACCGCACCAGCAUUCCCAAUAUUCGCCGUUCUUAGAAUCACCUAUCCUUCACCAGAGUUCUCCAUCUCUGAGCGGAGCACGAACCGUACAAGAAAUCGAGGCAGAAAUGAGGGCAGCUGUGCAAACCCGAAACGCGAGUCAACGUCAACAGGAACAACAACAACAUGCGUUGAGGCUCCAGGAAGAGCAAUUUUUGCAGGAACAAGCAUUACUUGAGCGCUUCGCUAUUGAGCGGGAGGAGAGGGAAAGAGAGCAACUACACAUCCAAGCCCUACAGAGACUCCAGCAACAGCAAGCAAUGCAACUUCGUGGACAGCGAACGCCUCCUCCACGAAUGCUUCCAGUUUCCCAAUCACCGCGAUUUAUCGACCAGCGACAGCUUUUGUUGUUACAGCAACAAGAGGAGCAACAACUACAAUUGCGUGUUCAGCAACAUGAAGCUCAGCUUCAAGAGCAGCUUCGCAUGGAGGACCUCGAGCGCCAGUUGCGCGCCCACCAGAUUUCUCAACUGAAUCAAGGGCCUACCCACUUCACACAUCGUCGUCAACAAUCUGGGCCUACUAUUGCUGAAUUGCGCGGCCGAUCCCGGUCUCCUGCUGCUUAUCGAGAUUUCAAUGUUGUUCCCCAAAGUGCCCUCCAACAGCGCCUUCUCGCCGAGCUCGCGCAAGCAGAUUAUAUUCGUGAGUUGCAGGGUGUUUCACAAGCGGAACAAGAGGUUCUUCGAGCAGAAGCGAUGCGAAAGAUCGUAGAAACUGAGAAGAUGGAGGAUAAGCGCCGAAGGAAGGCUGCAAAAAUAGCUCAUAUGUCGCGCUACAAUGACCUGAUGACCCAGUCAGACAAGGAUUUUAUCACUCGCAUUCAAGUUUCUCAGCUGGUGACGCCUGACCCUUACGCAGACGACUUUUACGCUCAGGUCUAUGGAGCGAUUUUGCGCUCUCGCAUGGGACUACAAUCUCAGGAUGAUCGGGUGCUCAAAUUUGGUAGUGGCGGUGGGAUUAGUCUUGGCGCGCCCCAAAAGGCCCCUACCAGGAGGCCCAACGCAAUGCAGCGAAUGGAGCAACAAGUCGAACGAAUCGUGAACAAUGCCCGUCGGAGAGAAGAAGAAAAGGGUCUCCACUCGUUGCACAGUCUCCAAGGUGCAUUGGGAAAAACAUCUGGUCGUAGCUAUAAAGCUGCGCCUCGUCAGCUCUUACAAGUGGAUGACAAUGGCGCUUCCUCGCCAACUCACCCACAUCCUCAUAUAUCCAAAGAGGAUGCGAAGGAUCGUGACGCCGCUCAAGAAGUUGCAAGGCUGAGCCGUGAAACAUUGGGAAAUCACGGCGGCAACGUUGUUCGGAAGGAUCCACUCACUCACCGUCAAGUGCUGACGAUUCUCGAAACAUUGUACGACCUAGUUCUCAAAGUCGAACAAAUGAGGCGUGAUCAACCGCUAGAGGAGGAAGGCGAAAUCUACGAGAGAUGGAAAACGGAAUGCGACGCUGUCGUGGAGCAGCUCUGGGAGGGCCUUCAAGUGAUGGUUCCAUUAGAAACGAGUAACCCCCAUCCAUUUGUCUCCUUGUUGCAACCUAGCAAGGGCAAAAAGCUGCUUCCACGCUUAACCAGACAUAUUGACCACCCUCGCAUGCUAACGUUGAUGACACUCCUUGUUGCUUGCUUUACGCAAAUGGAUGUGGUGAAGGAGGCACCGCUGCUAGAUUCACUAGACGAGUCAUCCGAACGAGCAGAGACAGACCGUCAAACGCAAGCUUUUCUGACGAGUGUGCUUCAGAGCAUUCUUCCCGUGGUGACGAAGCUCGAACUUCACAUUGUUACUGCGCUGCUGGGUCUGCUGAUAGACCGGAGCGAAAACAUUGGGCUCUUAGCUCAGACGAAGCCUGGUUUGGCGUUACUUACACUGUUCUUGAGCCGUGUCGAGGUUAUUAAACAAGCUUGGGCGACCGGCGCUGAGCCAGUUGACCCAAUAUCGGCUGCUGGAUACCUCGAACAAUGGCAAGCUGUGUUUGACCAGUUUUUCGUUCUCCUCACGCCCCACCUGUUGCGAUUGUUUCCCUCGAGUCGUAUCGCGCUCCAGCCGCAUCACCCUGCAACUGUUGCGUUGGCCAUAGACAUCAUCGACCAGCCUGUGUGGCAAUUUUUAGCUGCCCUUGCACUUCAGGCAGUGCCAGAGCAACACCAAGUUUUGGUUACUUCGCUGCGGGAAAAAGUGCUGGAGAAUGUGGUCAGUGCUAACAAGGGUUGGGUGGCUGGUGAAGAAGAGAGGCGAACGAAACUGGCCAACGUUAAUCUAUUCCUACACGCACUUGGUUUAGAUAGUUCUCAAAUUACGCUUUGA